AUGACCAUUUCCGCAUCCCGCCUGGGCAUAACCCAGUCCGCCGCCUCCCACCGGCUUCGCGAAGCCGAGCGACGGAUCGGGAUUUCUCUCGUCCAACGGGGUGAAACCGGCUUUCAGCUCACACCCGAAGGCGAACGCCUCAGGCGGCUGGGGGAAAAUUUUCUCGCCGAGUUGUUCAGGCUGGAGCAGGAACUGGAGGCUUCCGCUCAGGAACAACGUCUGCUGGUCCGGCUCGGCCAGGCGACUUACAGCCGUUACCACUGGUUCCCGGCCUUUCUGGAAUAUCUGGAAGCCGAAGACACCAACCUGACAGUAGAUCUUUCGGGCAACGCGACGUCCCGGCCGCUCGCCUCGCUGAUCGACGGUUCCGUGGAUGUUUCGCUGGUGUUCGGCAGGGAACCUGCCCUUGCCCAAUUCAAGGCCACAAAACUUGGAUCCGACCCGAUCGUCGCCGUCAUGUCGGCAAAUCACCCACUGGCAGGCGAACCCGUCGUCAACAGUCUGAACAUGGGUGACGAGCGAUUUUUCGUAUAUCCGCUGACGGCCGAACCCGGUUUCGACUGGACCACCCUUCUCGGCGCUCCGGUCGAACCUUUCCGCCGCCUGACGUCGAUGCCGACACCGGAGGCCGUCAUCGAUCUUGUGCGAGCAAGUUUCGGCGUUGCGCUUUUCAGCCAAUGGGCGAUCGAACCCGAACUGGCGGAUGGCACACUGGUUGCGCGGCCAAUCGCGGACGAAGGCAUGUAUCUCGACUGGUGGUGCGUCAGACGCGCAUCGGACCCGAACGACGGUCCGGCGGCCCGCCUGGCAGCGGCCCUGUUGUCCUGGAGUGCGCAGUCUGACCGUGCCUUGUCAACGCUGGCCUUUGCGGCAGAUCGGCCAAGCCUUUGA
Effrenium voratum is the source of this 891-nucleotide messenger RNA. The record is from the annotation of a GenBank genome assembly. Lineage: Eukaryota; Dinophyceae; Suessiales; Symbiodiniaceae.